This is a messenger RNA of Drosophila willistoni, 1100 nucleotides long. RefSeq lists its product as uncharacterized. Bases 195 to 659 code for a protein of 154 amino acids. The transcript has 3 exons. The record is from RefSeq and is a predicted model, not a curated record. Lineage: Eukaryota; Metazoa; Arthropoda; Insecta; Diptera; Drosophilidae.
AGGCCAUGAUAUAACACUCGAUAUGUUUUGUAUGUUUUAGGUUUUAAAAUAGGAAUAAACAGAAUUCAGAUUCGUAAGAACAAAAAAAAAAAAAAAAAAACCCCAGAACACAUUUGUUGUAGGCAAAAUUUUCCAAAUUCUAAAAAGAGGGCAUAACCAGCGGCCUAGAAAAAUUUAACCAAAAUUUCGACACGAUGUACAAUUUAUGGAAGUCUCAGGUGAAAAAGCACCAAUGUGAGAAUGUCUCGCAGAUCUGGAAGGAUUUGAAUGCAACAUUUGUAACCUUUCUCGGUUUUAGUUGGCUUAUCUAUAUUUUGGCCCUACUUCUUGUCGCUGUUGCCAUUUAUUAUGCCUAUUGUGAACGUUGCCGCCGAUCCGAGAUUGUAAGACGCCGCCGGGUUAUACAGCGUGCCCAGCAAAGACCACCACAAAAGCGUCGCCCCAAUGCCGCAUAUCGCGAUCAUCAAAUCUAUAGACAUAUCAUAUUGAGUGUGGCCAAGUACAUGAAAAAUUCGGAUGGGGUGCGUCCAUUUAUUGAUCAUAUGGAUCAAUUAUAUCCAAUAAGACAUUCAUUGGCUGAUCAGCAGCAAGUGACCGAGCUUUCAUUAAAUGAGAACGGUGACACCGAAGGAGCCGAAACAAACGCAAUAGAGGAUUAAAUUUUUUUGGCUGGCAUAAAAGUUUUUUUUUUUUUUUAAUUUGUGUAAAUUUCAAAUAAAUGCCACACAGUGUCAGCAGGACAAUAUCCGAAACUAAAGCAUGUCAAUAAGAUUUAACAUAUGGCAAAGAAUUCAUGGAUCGCAAUACCCAUACAUUGCACUACAUUGCACUUUGGCCUAUGACAAGGAGGAGCGACAACCAAGUUUUUAACAUCAGAAUCAUCAGCCAUGGACAGGAAUAAGGUGUAAUCAUUUGGUGCUAUUCCCGUACUAUAUAGUGGAUGCAAACUUUCAACCAAUCUACUAAAGCUUCUAACAAAAAGCUAUCGACGCGUCGUGUGGCUAAACUUGAGACGAAAUAUUUCGAAAUAUUAAACAGAAAACUAGCUUUUCGAAAACGUAGCUUAUGAAAUAAACGUAUUACAACAUCGUUAUUCUCGA